AAUCAUGGUGUCAUGGCCGCUGUGGGCACGCGAGAAAGUUUGAAAAGUGGUGUUGACGACGAAUACUCGCUUAUCGUGACUUGCCACAAGACGGUGCACGUGCCGUUGCCUCCUGCAUACAUCGGCUCUGAGGGAAGAGGAGUUAAGACGCUACUUGAAAACUGGAAAGGACAGUAUGUCGAGAGACUUAACGGUGUCCUCCUGGGAUACGAAAACCUCAAGUUCGUCGAAGCAAGUGGCAUGAUUAUUGAUGACCAGCCGUUCGUGCACCGAGAUGUUGUCGGAGACUUCCAAGUUUUUAGGCCGGAGACUGGAUCCAUCGUACGAGCUCACAUCAACAGAAUGAGCAAGAGCCAUGUGGGCUGCCUAGUGCACGACUGGAUCAAUCUAUCCAUCCUGUUGCCCCCAAAUCCUUCUCCUGAGCUUUCACGGUACCUCAACAUGGGUCAGGAAAUACUCUGCAAAAUCACAUCAGUGUCGGUGUACCGCCACAAUGCACUCAGACUUCGUGGCGCAAUCACAUCUGAAUGCCUCAAGUUAAUGCAGGACACCAUACCGCUCACACGGUCGUCUUACGACGAUGAGCUGGUGGAAUACGAGAGCAACUUUGGCGAUGACUGGAACGAUAAUGGCGGCUCUGAUGCGGAGGCUGGGGAGCAGGAAGAACUGUGCUACCUAGAGCCCGAAGAAGACUUUUCAAUGAAGAGACGGGAUCAGCUUCUAUCGCAGGGCGAUUCAUUAGCCACGCUGGAACCGCCACUGCAGUCACCAGAAAAGCCAAAGAAGAAAAGGAAGAGCGUUGGCAGUAAAGAGAAGCAGUCCAGCAUGCCAGCCAGUCAGUCGAGUGAUGCAGCAGUAACGCAAGAAUCAGAGCUUUCGUCCACUGUACUUUCAGACUCUGAAAAAUCGAAAACCAAGGCCAAAAAACGAAAGCUUCAAGAUGACACUGGUGGUUCCCCUGCACCCAAGAAACGGAAAAAAGAGAAAGAGAAGAAAAUAAAGAAAGAAAAGGACGUGAAUGGAAGGAAAAAAGAAAAGAAACUGAAGAGAGAAAAGGGAACCAAGGUGGACAUUGAAGACAAUGCGAGCACAGUUUCAUAUUCUAGUGAUCGUAUGUCAGCUUCUGAGAGUGCUUUCAUCAAAGAUGUUGCCAAGAAGAAGAAGAAGAAAAAGAAAAAGGAGAAAGCGCUAAAGGCGGACAUUGCAGAGGACGCGAGCAGCACGGUUUCGUAUUCGAGCGAGCCCCUCAUGGCUUUCGAGGGUGCCUCUAUCGAACACGUAUCCAAGAAGAAAAAGCUGAAAAAAAAUGUCCUAGACAUGGAGGCUGGAGACAUUGGCAGUAGUGCAGCUUCUCUUAGCAGUGAUCGUCUCUCGGCUGCAGAAAUGGCCUCCAUUCAAGACGUUGCAGAGCCAGUUACUAUAAAGCACGAGUUUUCAGUGUCUCCAAGAAAGCAUGAAAAGAAGCACAAGAAGAUCAAGAUGGAAAAUGGUCCAUUAUGUGAUGCUGGCAUAGAAUCGGUGUCCUCAGACGUUAGCUUGAAGAUCAAGAAAAAGAAGAUAAAAAAGGAAAAGAUGGAUCAUUGAAAGUUUUAGCUUAGACAGUGUUGAUUUUUUACACGCAAAUGAACUGCUGCCCAUGCCAAGCCAAAAAAAGGGAUAAUUGUGAAGUCGCAUCAUCGAUGCCAUUUUGAGCACUACGCAAUGAAUUGAAGCAAUGUUUUAGGUUGCACCUUUCACAAAGCUGUUCAGGCUAUGGGAAAACAUCUCAUUGUACAUUUCAUUGCUCAUGUCGUAAUGCAUCACUCAUUUUAUUUUUCUGUUAACUCUUCUAAAGAGUCAUCUUUGUUUUUAUUUUACUUUAUUCAUUGUUACCAUGCCUGCUUUUUAUUACAUCUUUUCUUUUCUUGCUUCAAGUUUAUAAUAUACUUGCUUUAAUUAUUAGUGGGGUUACAUCACUUGAUGCAUCUGUGUAAGAUCCAAGCAUGAAGAUGCAGACACAAUGCUGCAUUGUAGAUGCAGCAUUCAUUUUGUUCAUCAAGUUAUGGUUAUUUAGUCUCAUUAGCUGCAGUAAAUAAAGCAUAAGGUCAUUACAAAG
Molecule: messenger RNA, 2095 nt
Organism: Rhipicephalus microplus (southern cattle tick)
Lineage: Eukaryota; Metazoa; Arthropoda; Arachnida; Ixodida; Ixodidae
Biological process (GO): transcription elongation by RNA polymerase I; DNA-templated transcription initiation
Cellular component (GO): RNA polymerase I complex
Source: RefSeq, a predicted model, not a curated record